Phascolarctos cinereus (koala) is the source of this 624-nucleotide messenger RNA. The record is from RefSeq and is a predicted model, not a curated record. Lineage: Eukaryota; Metazoa; Chordata; Mammalia; Diprotodontia; Phascolarctidae.
AUGAAGUCCCCUCCCUGCCUUGUAGCGCUGCCUCAGGACCAGCCUGAGCAGGUGGAGUUGGCGCUUCUAAACCAAGAGGGGUUGUUGCUGGCUGCCUUGCCUGCUUGCCUGCCUGCACCCCACCCCUCCCCAGCCCGCCUAUUUCCGUGUCCCCUCCUCUUUCCCAUUCAUUCCCAGUCAGUCCCGGGCCCCGCAGGAGCAGCGACCGCAGCGGCGGCGGCGGAGGCGGCUCUGCGGGAGCUGCGGCGCUACGUUGGUAGCUGCUGCAGUGGCCCAGCAGGUGGAAGGAGUAGGAGGAAGAAGAGGAAGAGGAGGCGGCUGAUAACUGGCAGCGGCGGCGCCUGGGAGGGGCUGUUUCACCUGCCCCGGGGCUGCAGCGGCGAGAUCAAGAGCAGCUCUCCAGAGCGAACUGUUGAGCACCCCAGGCAGGAGCACGUGACUGAAGACGGCUCCCUGAGACCAGCUGGAGGAAGCCAGGGUGUGCAAUGGUCCCUGGGGAGUUACGCGGAAGUGACCGCCCAAGUCAGUGGCUCUUUUCUGCAGCCAGUGAGCAGCGAAGUGCGAGGUUCGGGGCUCCCCGCCUUUGGUUCUCACUUCUCUGGAAUGGACCAUAGCCCGUACUAG